This is a messenger RNA of Argiope bruennichi, 3884 nucleotides long. Its product is annotated as major facilitator superfamily domain-containing protein 6-like. Lineage: Eukaryota; Metazoa; Arthropoda; Arachnida; Araneae; Araneidae. Gene Ontology annotation, cellular component: membrane. The coding region runs from base 499 to 2340 and encodes 613 amino acids. The transcript is spliced from 7 exons. The record is from RefSeq and is a predicted model, not a curated record.
CAGAGGAUGUCUCAUGGAAUAUCGCGGAAACAUCUCAAGUGCCGGAUCGUCGCCACAAAGCUCACUUCCUUCAAACAUCAACACGAUCUUUGCUCUUUUCGUUAUAUAAACUUGAAAUAUUUGGUGAAAGUGCCGAUAAACACCCGGGUCACCUCUUUCGGCAGCGCAGUUAAUAGAGAGCUAAACGAUGUGACUGGCAGGAACUGGAGUGAUUAAUUAUCAUUACUAGCGAUUCUUUGAUUUCUAAUACACGAAGAAAUGGAUUUUAUUACAGAAUAAUAUUAUUUUGCAGAUUCAACGAACAAGAUGAACAGUUCCAUAAGGUGAAUCGAACUUCACUGUUUAUGAUUUCCAAUAGUGUGUUCAUGUCUGAUAGAAAUCUCAUGCAUCACAGUCUUGCGAAACCGUUUGGAAUUCACUGUUCUUCUCAAGAUGACGGAUUCUUCCCAUAAUUUUAAUCGUGCAAGGGAGACAUAGACUUGAAAUUAACUAUUCAACAUGUCAUCGAAGGACAUUCAGGUUGGGUUGGAGAUGAAUGAGAGUGUGAAAGAUGGAUUUCAAGACAUGGAAUACGACCCCGAUCUACCAAGAAUAGUUAUGAAUUCUACGGACAAGAAAGUAGUAUCACCUCGAGACAGUGAUGCUCUAAAUUUUACUAUAAAAGUCUGCAAAAAUUGGAGGAUACGUAUAUACAAACCUCUGAUUCCCCUGAAAUUGGUUUUGUUCUUUUGGUUUGGAGGGGGAUCUUUUGUAGCACCUUUCUUAACAGUCUAUUUCAAACAACGGGGCAUCACACUUUCAGAAUUGUCGACAUUUUUCAUUCUUUCACCUAUUUGUCAGUUUAUGGGUACUAUUCUAUCAGGAGUGGCCGCUGAUAAGAUAGGACGAUCCAAGCCAGUUCUAGUGGCAAAUUUGGUACUCGCCAUAGUGUUCCUCAGCGGGAUUCUUUUCAUCCCCAGAUUAAAUGUUCCCAGUUGUGCUUCACAGCCCAUAAAUCUCAAGUGUCAUCCUCAACAAUUCGAUCGACUCAUCACUAAGACUAGCUGCGAUGUGGUCGAAGACAUCAUCGAAGUCAACUCCUGCGACGUACAGUGUCCAGAAAACGUCACAGAACAUUGUGAUGGACAAAAUCUUAUUUGUGAGAUACUUGCCGGAAGCGAGAUGCAGAGGAAUUUCUCGCUAUCUAUCCAUGUCAAAGGUUCUUACAAAGCAAGGGACCGCUGCUAUUACAAUGUUAGUUCCAUGUACCAUGAAAAUGCGACAUACUCUUGGUGUAAUGUCCCGCACAAAAUGAAUUGUAGAGUGUCUUGCAUUGUAGAUUCUGGAGUGAACUGUAUUGAUGAAGGUGAUAACCGAGAUGCACUCCUUAUCACCACCAUGGCACUCUUUAUUCUAUUCCAGACUGCAUAUUCUAACUGCUAUCGAUUUAUGGACGUUACAUCUAUGGCAUUGGUUAAAGAACAUAAUUCUGACUUUGGCCAUGAACGAUUUUUCUCUAUUUGUGGAAUACUGGUUGUCUCACCAAUCGCAGGGUAUUUGGUAGAUGCCACUACACCCAAAGGAAUGGAAAAAAACUACCUCGCCGCUUUCUACCUCUUUAUGGUUACAGUUUUGAUUAUUUUAGUUGUCGUGUACAAAUUAGAAGUCCGAAUCAAUCCCCCGGGUAAGAAAAUGUGGAGGAAAGCUACAUACUUACUAAAGAACCCAGACGUAUUGUCAUUUACUCUGGUUAUCUUCGUUCUGGGAACUGCUUUCUGCUUCACCAAAAAUUUUAUGUUUUGGUACCUCGAAGGAAUGAAUACUCCAAGUUUCUUAAUAGGUCUUAUUCCAGCAGUGAGUGCUCUUUACGGCUUACCAUUUCUUCUGACAUCUAGAUGGUGGGUGAACAAGAUCGGUGCUACUCAGAUAUUUAUUUUAGGUCUUCUGGGUUAUGUUGUUAACUCAAUUGGAUACUCUUUUCUGAAAGAUCCCUGGUAUGCCCUUAUUCUAGAGGCUAUGAAUAUAUUUACCUACCAUCUGUUAUGGGUAGCUGUAGUUUUGCACAGUCAUGAACUUGCCCCAGAAGGGCUAACUGCCACAGUUAUAUCCACAGCAGGAUCUAUUCACUAUCAUAUAGGCAAAGCGUCCGGCAGUUCUAUUGGCGGGUUUGUAAUGGACGCUUUCAACGGCCGUGUGGCUUUCCGAGUCAUGGGAAUCAUCUGUUUGAUUUCUGCAGUAUUGUACGCCUUCUACCUCUACAUCAGACGCACCUGCUUCAGCAGGGUAUUACCAGGUAAUGAAGCUGGACCAAUAACAGAUGGACAAUCAAAUAAUGUCUCUACAAACAGGACGAGUAGAUGAGAAAAGAAGAAGUGUAUGUAUGGAUAGUUAUAAUCGUUGAUGCGAGGAAUUCUUUGUGUGUUAGUUGUCAGAAUUUAGUAUGAAAUCAUGUAAUUUUAACUAUUAUUUCCAUGCUAAAAUUAAAUUUCAUUGUAAUUGUAACUGUAGGGUGACUCAAAAUUGUAUUACAAACUUUCAAAGUGAGACGGGAUCCCUAAAAGGGUAAUUACCCAUGAAAGAUCAAGUCGAUCCAAACAAGGCAUUUGCACAUAAAAUCCAGAUUGCAAGAUUUAUGCAAAAAAAUUUAAGUUCGAAUAAAAGUGUUCAAACAUUUCUUGCAUUAUUUUAGGUUUGUGCUCCUACAGAACUAGAACUGAAAAUUUUUUAAUGGAAUAUAUUGACAAAUGUAUGAAUUUUUGUGACAGCAUGCUCUUUACGGCAUUAAAGAUGAAUUUCUAAUAUGAUUGAAAAAGAAUUAAUUUUUAGAUUACUUUCCGAUGAAGCGUUAUCUAGGCCACAUUAAAAUUUUAAUUCUUGUCAAAAAACUUCAGAAUGUCAAGCAUUGAUUUGAAAAUAGAUUAAAUCAUUUAAUGACUAAAAUUUUUUUUAAAAAUUGUCACAUGAAUACGGUUGGCUUCCAUUUUUUUCUAUCACCCAAGAAAGUUUGUUUCUGUAAUUUUGCGUCACUCUAUAUAUUAAAUCAUAUUUUCCAACUGAUCGAAUUUAUCUUUAAGCAAAAGUGUCCUUUCGUUACAUUACCAUAUUUGGCAGCUGUAAUUUAUUAAUUCCAUAGAUGAUAUAUGUUUAACAUAUUGCAUGGCUUGAGAAGUUUUUCAUAUUAAGAUUCUUGUUAAUUCAGACAAAUAUUUCUUUUUGUAAUGAAAUUUAUGGAAAGCCUGAAACAAGGAAAAUAAAUUCUUUGAAAUUUUGUUGAAAAUCUCAAUUCUGACCACCUUUUUAAAUCAAAAGUUUAUAUUUGAAAUUUAAUUUGAAGUAUUUCAUAUUGUGUUACUAGCACAUAUUUAUUGUGUAUAAAACAAGUGAAAAUCUAGAAAAUAAAAUUAGAAUUAACUGUAAAUCAUCAUGAAAAUUAAAAUAUUUGGCACUUUAAAAGGAAAAUAUCUUAUUUUUUAAUAGUAAAGAGCAAAAUUUAAAAUUGACGCUUUUUUACCAGAAUGUACACUUUUUUAUCUGUUGAACUCAGUGUAUGUCUUCUUAUAUUUUUUUGAGUAAGGGUUCGUGUAAUGCAUAUUUAUUUUAUUUUAUGAAUUCUUUUCUUAUAUUUUGUAUUAAUGUAAUACAAUUUUACAAUAAACAUAAGAAUUAGUAUUGUUUUUAUUUCAUUUACUAAGAUUCAAUUUACUGUUUAUAACUUGAGAUUCAUACAUGAUAAUUUCUGUUUACAGUUUUAUAACCUAUAUGUAUUAUUUAGAUGAAUUUAUUUGAAUCAAUACAUUGUAAUUCAUGCACUAAAGAACUGGAAAUUAGUAUUUCACUUAAAUGUUGAUUUCUUUUGUAAAUAUGUUGGAAAUAUAAUGUUAUCUAAAUAAAUCUAAAAUAAUUGC